Molecule: messenger RNA, 429 nt
Organism: Penicillium verhagenii
Lineage: Eukaryota; Fungi; Ascomycota; Eurotiomycetes; Eurotiales; Aspergillaceae
Exons: 2
Coding region: 1-429 (142 amino acids)
Source: RefSeq, a predicted model, not a curated record
AUGCCUUUCGAUGUGAUCCGUCCCAUGUCGGGAGCACCGCCAUUCGCCCAAUCCCAUAAAUAUUUAUACCGUCUUCGGCGACGCGGUCUGCUUCGGAAAUGGCAGAACCCACUCGCUUCUGUUGCUCUGCACCCCAUCAUAGCCAUCCUGGGCUUCCUCCUUUCCUCUUCCCCGCUGGAGCUAUUUUCUCACGAGCCUGACGAUCAUAUUUGCCCUCUCCAGAUAUAUCUGGUAUUCCUUCAUGCCGACCGCUGUUCCUCACCCUCACAUCCUAUUGUGGCCCUGUUUCCUGUCCUAGCCGCCCUCCCCUCGCCCUCCCAGUGCUGGCGCAUAGGUUGUUCGACAGCUCCUGGUGGACUUAUAGACAAGCAAAAACGCGUGGAUUUGGCUCUGAUUUCUACUGGUGCUCCUGGAACACGCUGGCUGUGA